CCGUCUUUAUGCAUAUCCUGAAAAGUUUCCUUUUCCUUGCCCUUCACCAUGCUGCGCAUGCAGCCCGGCAAGGAAGUGGCGCCAGGCAGGACUCUCAUGACAUGUGGCAAGUGGCAUGGGGAAGGCAGGCAUCCAACAAUGAGGGCAACGAUGUUUCAAUCAGUGCCAGGCAGAUCGAUGAGGCGACGGACUCGGCUGCUGUACGAUAUCCAUUUUAUUGUAACCUAGAUCCCUUUCUGCCGGGAUGCCCUCUAGCUCCACCAACCCCCGAACCGACGACAACAGUAACGAAAACCACAAGCUCGACCAUUCAAACAUCUACAACGCUUAAGGCGACAACCGAAAAGACAACUACUGAGCCGACAACGACAACUGCAAAGACAACUACCCCAAAGACAACUACUGAGCCGACAACUACAACUGCAAAGACUAUUACCCCAAAGACAACUACUGAGCCGACACCGACAACUGCGAAGACAACUACCCCAAAGACAACUACUGAGCCCACAACAACAACUGCGAAGACAACUACCCUAAAGACAACUACUGAGCCGACAACUACAACUGCAAAGACUACUACCCCAAAGACAACCCACAAGCCCACAACGACAACUGCAAAGACAACCACUGAGCCCACAACGCCAACUGCGAAGACAACUACCCCAAAGACAACUACCCCGAAGACAACUACCCAAAAGACAACUACUGAGCCGACAACGACAACUGGGAAGACAAUCACCCCAAAGACAACUACUGAGCCGACAACGCCUAAGACGACUACAGUAAAAACCACAACGGCAAAGACAACUAAAGAGCCAACAACUCCCAAGACAACUACAGUAAAGACCACAACGGCAAAGACAACUAAAGAGCCAACAACUCCCAAGACAACUACAGUAAAGACCACAACGACAAAGACAACUAAAGAGCCAACAACUCCCAAGACAACUACAGUAAAGACCACAACGGCAAAGACAACUAAAGAGCCAACAACUCCCAAGACAACUACAGUAAAGACCACUACGGCAAAGACAACUAAAGAGCCAACUACGCCUAAGACAUCUACAGUAAAGACCACAACCGCAAAGACAACUAAAGAGCCGACAACUCCCAAGACAACUACAGUAAAGACCACAACGGCAAAGACAACUAAAGAGCCAACAACUCCCAAGACAACUACAGUAAAGACCACAACGGCAAAGACAACUAAAGAGCCAACAACUCCCAAGACAACUACAGUAAAGACCACAACGGCAAAGACAACUAAAGAGCCAACAACUCCCAAGACAACUACAGUAAAGACCACAACGGCAAAGACAACUAAAGAGCCAACAACUCCCAAGACAACUACAGUAAAGACCACAACGGCAAAGACAACUAAAGAGCCAACAACUCCCAAGACAACUACAGUAAAGACCACUACGGCAAAGACAACUAAAGAGCCAACAACUCCCAAGACAACUACAGUAAAGACCACUACGGCAAAGACAACUAAAGAGCCAACAACUCCCAAGACAACUACAGUAAAGACCACAACCGCAAAGACAACUAAAGAGCCAACAACUCCUAAGACAACUACAGUAAAGACCACAACCGCAAAGACAACUAAAGAGCCGACAACUCCCAAGACAACUACAGUAAAGACCACAACGGCAAAGACAACUAAAGAGCCAACAACUCCCAAGACAACUACAGUAAAGACCACUACGGCAAAGACAACUAAAGAGCCGACAACUCCCAAGACAACUACAGUAAAGACCACAACGGCAAAGACAACUAAAGAGCCAACAACUCCCAAGACAACUACAGUAAAGACCACUACGGCAAAGACAACUAAAGAGCCAACAACUCCCAAGACAACUACAGUAAAGACCACUACGGCAAAGACAACUAAAGAGCCAACAACUCCCAAGACAACUACAGUAAAGACCACUACGGCAAAGACAACUAAAGAGCCAACAACUCCCAAGACAACUACAGUAAAGACCACUACGGCAAAGACAACUAAAGAGCCAACAACUCCCAAGACAACUACAGUAAAGACCACUACGGCAAAGACAACUAAAGAGCCAACAACUGCCAAGACAACUACAGUAAAGACCACUACGGCAAAGACAACUAAAGAGCCAACAACUCCCAAGACAACUACAGUAAAGACCACUACGGCAAAGACAACUAAAGAGCCAACAACUCCCAAGACAACUACAGUAAAAACCACAACGGCGAAGACAACUAAAGAGCCAUCAACUCCCAAGAUAACUACAGUAAAGACCACAACGGCAAAGACAACUAAAGAGCCAACAACUCCUAAGACAACCACAGUAAAGACCACAACGGCAAAGACAACUCCUAAGCCAGCAACAACAACCACGAAAACAACUCCUGAAACGACAUCUCCUGACACGACAACAACCACGCCACCAUCAAAUUCUUCUAAUGCUGGGGGGCAACAGGGUAUUCAUGCGUACCAUCACAUUCAUUAUCAUAAUUUGGUUGAUCCUGGUUUUGGGCUCCCUCCGCUUCCACAACUUCCUCCUCUGCCGGCGCUUCCUUUUCCACCAUUCGGGCUACCUCUUCCUAACCCGCUUCCUCUGCCAUUUCCAGUGCCUAAAUUUCCAGAGUUCAAUUUAACCGAUAUUAGGUUGCCAGAGGUUGCCUUACCAGAAGUUGAAUUACCAGAAGUAUCACUUCCCGCAGUUUCGUUACCGGCGUUACCCGCGUUACCUCCUCCUUUACCAGCAUUGCCAAAACCAUUUGGUGGUUUUCCUAGUUUUUUUUGGAGAUCCCAAAAGAAUGGAAAUUAAGUAAAAACUCGAUUUAGCUAAAUGUUA
Messenger RNA from Drosophila guanche, 2831 nucleotides. Its product is annotated as mucin-2-like. The transcript is spliced from 2 exons. Bases 9 to 2804 code for a protein of 931 amino acids. The record is from RefSeq and is a predicted model, not a curated record. Lineage: Eukaryota; Metazoa; Arthropoda; Insecta; Diptera; Drosophilidae.